This is a messenger RNA of Fusarium proliferatum ET1, 1134 nucleotides long. RefSeq lists its product as uncharacterized. Lineage: Eukaryota; Fungi; Ascomycota; Sordariomycetes; Hypocreales; Nectriaceae. The record is from RefSeq and is a predicted model, not a curated record. The coding region runs from base 1 to 1134 and encodes 377 amino acids. The transcript is spliced from 2 exons.
AUGAGUACUCUGAAUAACACUCAGGAUGCCUCCAGCGCACCAAAUUUACGUACACUCCCCAAUGAGAUAGGUCUAUCUGUCUGUGGUGACGACUCCGGUGACUACUACACCGUCAUCUACACUCGAGGUCAGCUGGAUCGUGGAGGGGUAUUUGGACAGGGGCAGAUCGAACGUAUCCCACUUCGACACAAAUGCAUAGACAAAACACCUGUCAUUGACGGCAAGAUCGAGAUUCUGACGUCUGAGAACUUGAGCUGGAAGCAAGCUCUCGAACAACAUCGACUGCUGCAUCAGCUUCAUCUUUAUGAUAGAUAUCUCAACCCUGAUCUUGUUGAGUUAAUGAGAGCCGUCUGGAGUCGACACAACAACGGAAAUCUGGAUCUCGGAGCAUUUCGCCGUGAGGUCGGAAAUCUUCUUGUUCUUGCCGGUAAUAUCAUGGAUGAUAUUCCCUUCGCUAUUGAUGCUUAUGGUGGAAUUGAUGGUCCUAACUGUAAUGCCUAUGUCAAGAAGCUGCAUGCGGACGACGAUCGUCUCGCGUGCCAACGACAACGCCACGCCAUGAUUCUAACCUCUCCCUGGGCAUUAGAUAACGAACAACUACUCGAAGAAAUGAAAGAACAUGAGUAUCUUAUCUCUCAAGUCUCCCAUAAUAUCGAUGCUGACAUGCACAUCGCAUUCCAUCACGUCUUGUUUCACAGACAAGAUGCGGAUCGUCUAGCUCUUCUUCAGCUGGACUGGUCCCUGAUGACUGGCCUUGAGAGCCUUUGUCUUGAUCUUUCAGGGCCCUGGACCGAUGGUCCCAACGCGGCACUCAAGUCCUUUUGUGUUGAGAUGGGAAGACAUCUGAAGCUCAAGACACUUGUUGUUCUUGGCCUUCCGGUGCGACAGGAAUACUGUAAGUUGGGCAAGGACUUUUGGGCCAAAACCCUCGAGAAACAGGAGUAUGUCCCGAGCACUGUCGUCAAGAGCCACUCCGAAGACAGUGGCGAGAGCGACGAAAGUGAUGAAAGUGAUGAUGAUCCUGAUGAAGAACUCGUCGGAUUCCCAACAUACAUCUAUUGGCUGAAGGACUGUCUUCAGCCUGGCGGCCAGAUCCAUUUUGUGAUGCAGUAUGAAUCAGAGACGGAGCCGUAA